AUGGGAGAGGACUUCACAUCGUAUGAGGCGACGUACCACACCUUGUUGGACCCCGCCGCCCCCCUCGACAGCCGCUUCCGCGAGUUGUACCGCGUCAAGUCGGAUCUCCUCCACACCCCCGCCGGUGCGCAUCUCAUCGCCGCCGCCGUCGACACCACCGACUCGGUGCUGCUGCAGCACGAGCUCGUCUACAAUCUCGGCCAGAGCGGAGUGCCCGCUGCUGUUCCUCCACUCGUGCGGAUCCUGCGGGAAAAAGAAAAGUACAAUCUCGUCACCCGACACGAGGCCGCGGAGGCCCUCGGCGCCCUCGGCGAAGUCCCCGCGGAGGCGCUGGAGGCCCUCGCCCAGCACGCCAGCCCCGAGACGGAGCCCUCCGCGGGGGUGCGGGAGUCCUGCGAGUUGGCCCUCCGCCGCCUGCAGCUGCCGAAGCACAGACGCGUCCCGCCGCCGGGGUGUCCGUUCGUCUCCCUCGACCCCGCCCCCGCCUUCGCCGCCGACGGGAAAGAGGAGGAGGAGGAAGAGGGAGAGGAAGGCGAGGUUCCACGCGAGGGGGAUGUCCCCGCACUGCAGCGGAUCCUCUGCGAUGACAGCGGGGCCACAUCCCUCUGGCGUCGCUACAAGGCCAUGUUCACUCUCCGCAAUAUCGGCACGAAGGAAGCCGUCGAGGCCCUUUCCGUCGCCCUCCGCAGUGACACCGCCAGUGCCCUCUUCCGACAUGAAGUGGCAUUCGUUCUCGGCCAAUUGGAGCACCGCGCCUCCAUAGAUGCCCUCUGCGCCGCUUUAAAGGACGAAGAAGAGGCACCAAUGGUCAGACAUGAGGCCGCAGAGGCGUUGGGCGCCAUGGCAGAUCCCGCACUGCUCCCAAUAUUGGAAUCGUACGCCAAACAUGAGGAACCACUCGUGCGGGAUAGUUGCGUGGUGGCAUUGGAGAUGCAUCGCUACUGGUCCAACUUUACAAAGAAACCACAACAGGAGGAAUCCAAUACUAAUACUACUACUACGAAUGCGGGUACAACGAUCACGGUCAGUCCUUAA
This is a messenger RNA of Trypanosoma theileri, 1035 nucleotides long. RefSeq lists its product as uncharacterized. The coding region runs from base 1 to 1035 and encodes 344 amino acids. Gene Ontology annotation, molecular function: deoxyhypusine monooxygenase activity. The record is from RefSeq and is a predicted model, not a curated record. The transcript has a single exon. Gene Ontology annotation, biological process: peptidyl-hypusine biosynthetic process. Lineage: Eukaryota; Euglenozoa; Kinetoplastea; Trypanosomatida; Trypanosomatidae.